UGACGUCACAGUUCAAAGGUCACACGCUACGGAAGCUGUAUCCACGUGUGUUUUAUCAAUUCUGUUGCGUUCAAAUGUGCUUAAAUAACGACGCGCAUCAACAUGGGGAAGAACAAGAAUAGUAAAAACGACUCGAGAGAGGUGGUUGACAAGACCGGACAGCAACCGAGUGCGAAGAAGCAGAGACGAGAUGGGAAAGGCCCAAAAGAACACAAACAAGUUGACCACCUUGAGCACAUCCCCUUCAAGCUGCAGGAGAUCAUAAAGAGCAAGGAGAGAAUGCAAAGUGGCUCUUCGAAUGCAAAGAAAUUCAAAGACGGCACCUUCCUUCAUAGAAAGCCAGAGAAGUCUGAAGUCAAGGACUUGAUCGUCCCGCGUUUCAAGCGAAGAAAGCGGGAGAGUGAGUUUCAUUUUGUGCGGCGAAUGGAGAUGGCGUCGAAGCACGUCUUCUUCCUCACCAAAAACCAACCUGAGAGGAAACCUGAGCUGGCCGAAGACGAACAAGAGAAGCCUGUAGACCAGGGCAAGUCGGAAAAAAGGAAAGAGUACGACAAACUGAGAUUGCAGAAGCGACAGCAGAAAAAGUUGGACCGAGAGGAAGACCGGAUGGAAAAGGAGAUGUUCAAAGAUGACAUUGCUUUUGGCGAGGUUACAUUGGAACCACCUUCACUGACCAGCAAACCCAAGAAAGCGCCCGUCAAACCUCAGGCCGCCGUGAAGGAGCUCCUCCUCAACUCGCUCCUCGGCCACACGCCGACGUCCGCGGCCAAGCCCUCCAUGGCCAGGCGGAGGAUCGUGGAGGAGGAGCGACAGCGGGCCGUGCUGGCCUACCGCCAUCUGAAGAAACAGAGACAGCAGCGGCAGGAGGAGGCCAGGACUGUAAAAGGAAAGGCCCGCAAGUAAUGAGGCACAACGGCGAGAACUCGUAUUUUUAUCGCAGGCGUUUUUUCGGGUAAAAGUGAUGCGGCUGAAGGUCUGGAAGAAGCUCACAUUUGCAUCGCGGGAAGAGACAUUCAAACGCUGUUGUCUUGACGAGAGGACGCCCACUUCAUCCUUUAACUUGUUCCAACACGCAAUUGUUGUUCUCUUCUAAUUGUGGCCAUGUAUUUAUUUGUUACAAUACACAGGGAGUCCUCGGUUUACGACGGUAUCGACAUACGACGUUACGAACGGCGUACAUUGACGUAGUUGGCGUAGAAAUGCUUCCUCAUACGAUAAGGUAUUACCGCCGUAAUUACAGUUUACUUUUUACGUUUACGGCCGAGGUUAGACCGUAUCGCUGAGAGGCCACUUGAUGGCAGUGUUUCCGAAAACAACAGUCCCAUCUCAUUUCUGAUCUACAGCACCGAUAACGUAAAACUGUUUUUACACUCCCUGAAUGUAAAGAAAACCUCAACAACAGAGUAAAGUGUAUUUUUCUUGCUUUUCUAAUGCAAGUGA
Messenger RNA from Phyllopteryx taeniolatus (common seadragon), 1440 nucleotides. It is a transcript of the gene ccdc137, whose product is annotated as coiled-coil domain containing 137. The transcript is spliced from 6 exons. Lineage: Eukaryota; Metazoa; Chordata; Actinopteri; Syngnathiformes; Syngnathidae. The coding region runs from base 103 to 903 and encodes 266 amino acids. The record is from RefSeq and is a predicted model, not a curated record.